Molecule: messenger RNA, 2328 nt
Organism: Mesorhabditis belari
Lineage: Eukaryota; Metazoa; Nematoda; Chromadorea; Rhabditida; Rhabditidae
Source: the annotation of a GenBank genome assembly
AUGGUACCAAUUGUCACGUCAAUUAAUUCAUUGGAUCGCGAAAGCGAUUUCAGGUACUCUUAUGGACAUGCUAUAACAGCGACUCGUCGAAUGAAUUCCACCAGCGUCUACGCGUCACCGUAUGAACCCGAUCCUGAUCUCGUUUAUCUAGCACAGGGUGAUGUACACCACAUGGAUGGACCCAUUUCAAGUGACUCAUCAUCGCCCGAAGUCAAUUCGAUUAGAGAUGGUAGUUCAACAUCACCAGAAGUGGCAUCAGUAAAAAUGACAGCACCUAUACACGUUGAUGAUAAUGAGCCCGUGUAUGCAAACUUGGCAGAAUUUGGGACUGGAAAUGCAGCGCCUCUCAUUGAAUCACCGAAGCCAUCAGAAGGAGAUCAACAGCGACGAGUUUUGCCGCAUGGAUGGACAGAAUAUAUUAGUCGAAGUGGCCGUUCUUACUUCUUCAACUCGGAAACCGGCCGGUGUCAAUGGAUUCCACCUCGUCUAAUGCGCUCUCCUUCACAAAUCAAGGCUUUUUUGGAUGCGACAAAGCAUUUGGAAGGAGCUCUACCCUCACAGAAAUCUUUGGAUGAAGAAAAUUUUGACUCUGUAGCCAGCACCGAUAGUGACAACGAAGCAGUUGAAUCUGUCACUUCCAGAGCGACCAGUUUGGAGCCGCAAAAUAUACCAUCAAGCGACGAGCUCAUAAGUUCAACAGAAUACAGCAGAAACGAUCCCUUUAAUAACCAGGAAAUCUUCAACAACUUGCCACCUCUACCAAGCAUUCCCACAUCGGCAAAUCGUCCUCCAUCACUUGUAAUCAAAAAUCGAGGCUCUUUAAAACAAGUUCAUGUUCCUCAACUGCCAAUAUCAGCUAUGAGUGCCUCAGUUCCUUCCGCCUCAGAAGUUCCUGAAUACGAUGCUCCGGCACCAUCUUCGUCUUGCUAUUCAUUUAGAGAUGAGAUGCUACUAUAUAACGAGGUACCUAAACCAGUCAAGCAAGGAUACAUGGAAAGAGUGGUUGCCGAAAAAGCAAAGAAAAGAGAAUGGUCACCGUGCUAUUUCUUUUUGUCAACGGCUCAUUUACUUGUGUACAAAGACGAGAAAAGUGCUGAGAAACAAGGCCGUCACUACGAGGCACCACUUUUUGGAAUGGAGCUCCGCGGCGCUUCUGUGAGCUGGGUUGUGGAAAAGGAAAGAAGAAAACGACGGAUAUUUCAAUUAAACUCGGCACCUGGUAAUUCGGCGCUUUCCACCGCACCUCCACUCAUCCUUCGAUCCUCAACCGAUGCGUUGACUGAGCAGUGGUUCGACUCGAUUCGUGAAGUGAUCGCACAUUUACCUGCCCAUACAAAUGAUACAACGGCAAGUAUUUCAACGAUUCCAAUCUCCGUCAUUCGAAAUCCGUCCGCAAUGCCUCCUCGACCAAGCUCUACCUACAAUGUAUUGACAAAAAGUAUUCGACGAGAGCAUAAACCCGAUCCAAUGAGCUCUUCUGUUUAUGAGGUGUCAUCAGCCGGCUCAUCAACAUUUUAUCAUCCAGGAAGCGGUGUUUGCCACGAUCCACCGCCUUCACGAGAAUCAAUUCUGGAAAAAUUGCGACGUUUCUUCCGUUCUCGCCCUUCUGUUGAGUCAUUGAAGGAGAAAGGAAUUUAUAAACCGGAACCCGUUUUUGGAUCAACACUGCCGGUGAUUUGUCAGCUGGAAAACACGCUUGUUCCCCGAUUUAUUCAAGUUGUCACAGAACUUAUUGAAGCUAAAGGAUUGGAGGUCGAUGGUUUAUAUCGUGUAUCUGGAAAUUUAUCAUCUGUACAGAAAAUUCGAUGUCAAGUUGAUCAAAAUCGAUAUCAGCUACUUGUUGCCGAAGAGGACAUUCAUGUUUUGACAGGAGCGCUAAAGUUGUUUUUCCGUGAACUGGCGGAACCUGUGUUUCCAAUCAAAAUGCACAAGGAUUUUCUCUCUGCAAUGCAGCAGGCUAAAUCGAGUCAUCGGCAGCGUCGUUUUGACGAGCUUAUCAAGCUGUUGCCAAUCGAAAAUCGAGAAACGUUGAAAUUAUUGCUAAGACAUUUGAACACGGUUGCCAAAAAUGCGGACAAGAAUCGGAUGCAAACGCACAAUUUGGCGAUUAUGUUUGGACCGACACUUUUCCAAUCGGGAGCUGAAGAUCGUUCGGCAACGGCUAAAAAGAACAAGGAUAAGAAAAAGAAAGGAAAGGAAGAAAAUGUGGCAGUGCAAUCGAACUCACAUCUUGCCUUUCACAUGAUAAUGCAGGGACAAAUUGUCGAAUAUCUGCUCAACGAAGGGAAAAACCUUGAGGCUCUCCAGGGACCGGUCAGAUUGCAUCCA